Messenger RNA from Lodderomyces beijingensis, 1437 nucleotides. The record is from the annotation of a GenBank genome assembly. Lineage: Eukaryota; Fungi; Ascomycota; Pichiomycetes; Serinales; Debaryomycetaceae.
AUGGGAGUCUCAGGGCUACUCCCGCUUCUCAAAUGCAUCCAGGACCCGUGCUCGCUUGAGCGGUACCGUGGCAAGACGCUAGCUAUUGACACGUAUGGGUGGUUGCACCGCGCGAUAGUCUCCUGUGCCGAGGAGCUCUGCCUUGGGAAACCGACUAGGAGGUACAUCACCAGCAUCUUGAACAAGAUUGCCAUGCUCCGGCACUUUGGGAUCAACCCGUACUUUGUCUUUGACGGCGCGCUGUUGACGGCGAAAGCAGAGACCAACGCAAAGAGAAAGCUGGAGCGCGAGGAGGCACGCAGGCUUGCAGAGAAGUAUACAAGGGCGGGAAAAGCCACCCUCGCGGCAAAGGCGUACAUGAAAGCCGCUUGCGUGAGCCACCAGAUGGCGAAACUGAUCAUGGUGGAGCUAGACAAGAUGAACAUUUCCUACGUGGUGGCGCCGUACGAGGCGGACCCGCAGAUGGUGUACCUAGAGAAAACCGGCAUUGUUGAUGGGAUCUUGAGCGAGGACUCAGACUUGCUUGUGUUUGGGUGCCGCAAGUUGAUCACAAAGUUGCGAGAUGAUGCUAGUUGUGUGGAGAUUGACAGGGCAAACUUCAACAAGGUCAAGGCGGUUCCUUUCCUUGGCAGUCUCAGUAGCGACCAGGUGCGACUUGCGGCGAUGCUCUCGGGCUGUGAUUACACCAGGGGCGUCCCCGGCGUCGGCAUCAAGUCCUCGGUCCAGCUAGUGCAUCGGUACCGGGACUUACAAAAAGUUGUAGUGGCCUUGCCUGCCGCGGGGAAGCCACUUCCCGAGGACAUCGAGGGGGAGUUUGCUAGGGCGACCCUUGCGUUCCAGUUUCAAAAAGUGUUUGACCCGAGGACGCAGCAAGUGGUGGCAUUGAAUGAGGUGCCGCUGAGUUUGGAUGUAGACGCAGCGACUCUAGAGCUGGUUUGUGGGCAAACUUGGGAUUCAGAGUUGGCGGUAAAGGUCUGCAAUGGAUUGGUUGAUCCAAACACCCACGAGGUGUUGCUUUCUAGAGAGCACCCCGGGUCUGUACUUGGCAUGGUCAAGCUUAAGAGAGUGGGAACCGCGUCAGUAAAGUGUGCGACGAAAGUGUCACCGACGUCAAAGAAGUUGCGCAAGUUGGCCUCCACUGAGGUAAAGACACUGGGAAUUAGUAAGUUCUUCCGCCCGCAGGAACCAGAGACCACCGAUGGGAGACCAAUUUGGAUCUCAAGUUUGCCCGCGGAGUCAAAAGAGAUAGUAAAGGUUGAGGUUGGUGAAGUAGAGGAGUCCGAAGACACUGCGGGGUCACCAGUGAGAAAAAAAAUGAAGCCUUCCAUCAAAGGAGGCCCGAGACCAGUCUUGGUGACAAAAUCAGUCAAUGUUGUUGAAAAACGGCAGGAACCCAAGCCCCGCCGUGUAGAUUUGAAUAGAUUUGCAUUCAAGUAG